Molecule: messenger RNA, 2403 nt
Organism: Penicillium odoratum
Lineage: Eukaryota; Fungi; Ascomycota; Eurotiomycetes; Eurotiales; Aspergillaceae
Product: putative GTPase activating protein (Gyp3)
Exons: 1
Coding region: 1-2403 (800 amino acids)
Source: RefSeq, a predicted model, not a curated record
AUGGUCACAGAAAAUGGAACCUCGAGAUACCCGUCUCCCUUUGAGGAAUCAGAUCUACGCGGUCGCCGCAAGAUUUCCCAAACGGCGCGAUUGGAUCCUCUGAAGAUCGAUCCCCGCGCACCACGAACUGCCAGAUCUACCCCCAGGUCAUCGCCGCGUUCUCCGAACUCAACAUACGACCAACGCGCACGCUCGCCCAACCCCCCAUCGGCCAGGUCUUUUUCAGAUGACCGACCGUGGCUUCCGAUGUCUCUCCGGGCAGGCUCCCCGCAGGAGAUUCCAGAAGAUUGGAGGGCGAAGCAAUCCGUUGGCUACCCUCCCCCUUUACAAUCACCCGACCCACAAACCCCAAGAUACUACCCUCGCGAUAACGAACCAGACUGGACGCCCAAUCGCAAGGCCGCGCCGGCCAGGGGCGGUCUGCGAAUAUCUAUGUCUACUUCCAGAUUGCACGGCAGGCGGCCGCGAUUACAAGAAUCCCCAGACCGACGCCAGGAGCUCAACGUCCAUGGCCUGCCGCCGCCACCACGUUUCCCACACCAGGGGUCCGCGGAUAACAAAUCCCUCCGAACCAGCGUGAACUCUGCCAUGACAUCGCGGUCGAGCAUUGAGCAACACAGUGGCACGGAGCGCAGUAGUGUACUUACGAAGAGCAGCUCGAUUACCGAUUUGUCACCGGAUACACCUGAUGCUCCCUAUGGCAUGGAGGAUGGCAUGAGUGUGGAAGACGCGAUUUCCAUGUACCUUGACGGCUUCAGCGAUGUUACAGAAGAGCCGGCAUCUCCUAUGUCUCGGGCUGACAGCAAAGCACUGUCAAUAACACCGCCCCCAUCCCGAGAUAUGCAUUUGGACGGCAUCCCGCCCCCGAAACCUAUUUUGGGGGAUAUUCCUCCCAUUCCACCAUUACCGCAGUCCAUUUUGCCAGAACCUGUGUACUUGCAACCAAAUAUACACGACCCUGGUGCAGAAGCUCCCUCCGAAAUGCCUUUCCUUGGAUCCGAGCCCGCUUCGUUCGAGCCUCUCGAGCGUCCUCCUUCGAUGCCUACGCCACCUAAACCCCUAUCAGAUCAAUCAUCCAACAUUCAGUCAGUUCACAAGCGCGAGCAGACUAAAAUAUUCAUUCCCGGUCCCGUCCCUCCACCUCUCAUUUCUGGAAAUGACACGAGAGACAUGUAUGGGUUUCGCAAAGCAACUCAGUACGUGACUCGGGAGCAGUACGAGAUCUGGAACGGCCCAUAUUCAAAUUAUACUGCCCAACGGAGACAGAAAUGGCAUGCUAUGCUCCAGGAACAUGGGCUUCCAACCACAAAUCCAAGCACAUUUCCGGCGCAGUCGUCUAAACUCAAGCGUUAUGUGCGAAAAGGCAUACCCGCGGAAUACCGGGGCGCCGCGUGGUUUUGGUAUGCCGGCGGGUGGGAGCUCCUGAACUCCAACGUCGGCCUCUACGACGAAUUGGUGAGAAAGGUUAUGGCUUCGCCCAGCAAUGAUGACAAAGAGCACAUUGAGCGUGAUCUCCACCGAACUUUUCCCGACAACCUUCACUUCAAACCAGAGUUUGUUGAUGCUGCUGAGCAGGCUGGAAGCGGCAAUCCAACAGAGACGCAAAUGAUCCAAUCCCUUCGUCGUGUAUUGUAUGCCUUUGCCCUCCACAACCCCAAAAUCGGCUAUACUCAAUCCCUCAAUUUCAUCACCGGCAUGCUCCUCCUCUUUCUACCGGAGGAAAAAGCUUUUUGGAUGCUGCAUAUCAUAACCUCGCUGUAUUUGCCUGGGACACACGAGAUCAGUCUGGAAGGCGCCAACAUUGAUCUUUGGAUCCUCAUGGUUUUGCUCCGAGAUACAAUGCCGGGAAUCUACGCCAAGAUUUCCAGCAUGGGAGGAAACCCAUCCGGCCGUAAAACCCCACCACUCAAUGUGAAUUCGCGAUUACCAGACAUUACUCUGGGCCUGACUAACUGGCUCAUGUCGGUCUUUAUUGGAACGCUCCCUCUGGAAACCACUCUGCGGGUCUGGGAUAUUUUCUUCUAUGAGGGCUCCAAAACAUUCUUUCGUGUCUCGUUGGCUAUCUUCAAAGCAUGUGAGCGGGAUAUCCUGGCUGUUUCCGAUCCUAUGGAGGUAUUUCAGGUGGUGCAAACCGUCCCCAAGAAGUUGCUAGACGCCAACACUUUGAUGGAUGACUGCUUCUUGCGAAAGCAUCGAGUUGGUCAAGGCCGAAUCGAGGAACUUCGAGCCGCGCGCCGCACCGCUGUUCGUCAAGAGCAAAUGCGUCGGUCUGUUGCUUUCAGCAAGGGUGAACUGAAGCCAGCGACCGACGAUUUCCCUGUUCGUCGUCGGAACAACCAACCGGGCCUGGAAGACAGAGUCGUCGACUCCUGGCGCCAUCUGAAGCACCAUGCAUUUCGUUAG